This is a messenger RNA of Nylanderia fulva, 1834 nucleotides long. Its product is annotated as putative cytochrome P450 304a1. NCBI's taxonomy places the organism in Eukaryota, Metazoa, Arthropoda, Insecta, Hymenoptera, Formicidae. Gene Ontology annotation, molecular function: steroid hydroxylase activity; heme binding; iron ion binding. Gene Ontology annotation, biological process: xenobiotic metabolic process. The record is from RefSeq and is a predicted model, not a curated record. Gene Ontology annotation, cellular component: intracellular membrane-bounded organelle; cytoplasm.
UUUAUUCAGUAUCUAUCACUCGUUCGACCAUGUCGCCGCUUCUGCUUGUGAUAUUUGUGUUACUUGCAGUGUAUAAAUUAUACAGAUUCGUUUACGACAAGCCACCAAAUUCACCUCCAGGUCUCAUCAGGAUUCCAAUAGGAGGAUCUUAUUGGCUGUUCUUAUGGAGAAACUACAAAUACGUACAUUUAGCUAUGGAGUAUUACGCGAAAAAGCUAAAUUCAAAGCUUUACAGCUGCUAUAUGGGCGAUUAUUUUGCAGUGAUUGCGAAUGAUUAUGUUAACGUAAAGGAGAUACUCUCGAAGGAGGAGUACGACGGUCGAAUCACAGACGCGGAUUUUAUAAAAGAUCGAGCUUUCAAAAAGAAGCUAGGUGUAUUUUUCAUCGAUGGCCCACAAUGGCAAGAACAGAGGAGAUUUGCUCUCCGUCAUAUGCGCGAUUUUGGAUUUGGUCGACGUCAGGAGAAACUCGAGAGCGAAAUCAUGGAUGAGAUGACCCUAUUCAUGGACAUCCUGAAAAACGGACCCAUUUAUGACGGAGAAAAAGAAAUAAUAAAGGGAAAUCUGGCUCUCUUCCCGGACGUUUUGUACGCGUCAUCAGCAAAUAAUAUAUGGAACGUGAUGUUCGGUCACAGAUUCGAUAGAAGCGAGCACGAUAUUUCACGGCAUCUCUGUCGUUCUGCCUUAAUAUUUCAAAGAGCAAACGAUCCGUCUGGCGGGGCACUUUUUCAACGACCGUUCUUGAAAUACUUCGGCAAUAUGUUCGGCUAUAAGAAUCAUAUAAAAGGAAAUUACGCGAUAGUAGAUGUUAUCAAGGAAGGUCUGGAGCGUCAAAAAGCUACUCUCAGCGAAAACGUCGAUCGAGGAUUCAUCGAUAUAUAUUUGAAAAAAUUAAAUGAAGAUGAUAAGUCACCUUAUUUUACGGAAGAGCAACUGAUCAUUUUACUGGUCGAUGUUAUGUUUCCUGCUUUCUCCGCAGUACCAAGUGUUAUUACCCACGCUAUUAAGCACUUGAUGCACAAUCCCAAAGUUAUGAAGAAAGUCCAGGAUGAAAUAGAUAACGUCGUUGGAACCGGCCGACUCGUUUCAUGGGAGGAUAGAGCAAAUCUACCCUACACGGAAGCGACAAUUCGAGAAUCUAUGAGAAUCGAGACACUUGCUCCGCUUGGCGUAAUUCACAGAUCCGUGAAAAAAACCACAUUAGGAGGGUACGAAAUACCGGCGAACAUACCGGUUGUCACCAAUUUAGCGGCGAUGAAUAAUGAUCCUGACAUGUGGGGCGAUCCCGAAAAUUUUAGGCCAGAAAGAUUUUUGAAAGAAGAUGGGCAAUUAGGCAAAGAUUUAUCGCUCCCCUUUGGGUUUGGCCGUCGAUUAUGCGCGGGAGAAACUUAUGCUAGAUUUAAUAUCUUCCAAUCGAUAGCUCUCUUGAUGCAAAACUUCAACUUCUUUUUCGUUGAGGGUGAACCGUCGAGUCUCGAAGACAAGGUACCUGGUUUAAUCAUCAGUCCUAAAGAGUUAUGGAUACGCUUAGAAUUACGUUAAUUUCCGUUUUUCCAAUAUUCAAAAUAGAUAAAGUGCAAGUAUGUAUAAAAGUAUCUUCAUAUUUCGCGUAAAAAUUGGGAUAAAACUUUUGAACACAAUUAACGACUAGCUUUAUAUUCUAAAUCAUGUCCGUAUUUGUGUGACGUAUGUAUGUAUUAGUCUUAACGUAAUUCUAGCGUAUCUAUAUGUGUGUGUGCGUUUCUGCGCGCGCUUAUAACAAUUUGAAGAUUAUUAUGUGUGUAUGAUAUUAGUUGCUUUAGGAAGAAAUUAUAUAAAAUAUAAAAUAUAUUAUU